This is a messenger RNA of Acanthosepion pharaonis, 957 nucleotides long. Lineage: Eukaryota; Metazoa; Mollusca; Cephalopoda; Sepiida; Sepiidae. The record is from the annotation of a GenBank genome assembly.
AUGUUGUCUGUUGUUUGCCACAAGCACUACAAAUACAUAUGGGACGCCUUACUCAUACCACAAGACUCUUUUCGCUUUCGCCUUUUCCCCUCCUUUUCUUUUUCUUUUUGUUUACAUUUACUUACAUCCCCCCCCCGGGUCUCUCUCACUUGCGAUCAUUUCUUUCUCACUCUCGCAUCUCUCUAUAGCACCCUGAGUGUCUCUCGUAUCAUUGUAAAAUCUGCAAUACCUACAUCAGUAAUAUCUUUACAAUGUAAUCUAUCUAUCUAUCUAUCUAUCUAUCUAUCUAUCUAUACACACACACACCUAUAUACAGAGAGAGAAAUAGAAAGUCCAUAUCAUUUUCUGGGUUAUUCUUUCUUUCUUUCUAGUUUUCUUUCUUUCUUUCUUUCUUUCUUUCUUUCUAGUUUUCUUUCUUUCUUCCUUUCUCUCUUUCUUUCUUUCUUUCUAUUUUCUUUCUUUCUCUCUUUCUUUCUUUCUUUCUUUCUUUCUAGUUUUCUUUCUUUCUCUCUUUCUUUCUUUCUAUUUUCUUUCUUUCUAGUUUUCUUUCUUUCUCUCUUUCUUUCUUUCUUUCUAGUUUUCUUUCUUUCUAGUUUUCUUUCUUUCUCUCUUUCUUUCUUUCUUUCUAUUUUCUUUCUUUCUUUCUUUCUAGUUUUCUUUCUAGUUUUCUUUCUUUCUUUCUUUCUAGUUUUCUUUCUAGUUUUCUUUCUUUCUUUCUUUCUUUCUUUCUUUCAGACGUUUCACUAUUUUCUUUCCCAAAUAGCUUUCUUUUAUUUGUUAGAUUGUUUUUGUUUCUUUUUGCAUUGCCUUUUUUCGUUCUUUUUUCAAGCGUUAUAUUUAUUUUCUUUUUUUUUGACACAUUUUUUUAUCAUUUCUUUCAUUUUUCUUACUUUGAAAUAUUAUGUUCGUUCUUUCUUUCUUAACAUUACUUUUUUCUUAAUAUUUUUUCUUUCUUGA